AAGGCAGCAGCUGAGAGUGAGCAGUAAAGAGAGCUGUUUGUUAGUUUAGGGUGGUCAGACUCAGCAUUGUGUUCUGAGAAUUUUAUAUUUUAUUGUUAAUCUUUGGAACUGAACAUCUGUGAUCCCCAAGGACCUGAACAUAUGAAGCAGCUUGAAGAUCAUUGAUCUCUACUAUACUUUGUUGCCAGUAGGAGAUGGUGGUGGUCCCAUCAUCCUCCUUUUGAGGUAAAGGACAUGGCAGACAAAUUUUCAUGGGCACAUCUCAGUGAUUCAAAUUUACCAUCAGCAUCCAGUGAAACAUGCACAGAUCUGAGUGAUGCAAAUUUACCAUCAGCAUUCAGUGAAACAGGGUGGUCCAUCUCCAGCCUGGUGAACACUAUAUGUUCCCUGAGCCACAUGGCAGUGGAGAACUUGGACAGGGCAAGAACAACUCACUUUAGAGAUACCCUGGCAAAAAACGAUAUACUAUUCAAGAAGAAAAGCCAUUACCAUCCUGGACAAAUAGUACAUCUUCAAAAAAGAUACUCAAUCAAGUCACCUGCAUGUCGUAUCAUCCUUCCUCCCUUUCCCUUAAAGAGGAGAUGGAGUGAAUUGGCUCUGCCUACAUUCAUGGUGGCAUCAAAAAACGGCAACAUUGUGCAGCAGGAUGACUGUGUGAAUAUAGUGAAUAUAAAUGCUACAGAGACAGAUGCUACUGAUUUGUUUGCUAAAACAUCCAAGGGGAUAAAAAAGGCUGAGAUUGAAGAGACAGGAAUUACCAUCUCAUUUAGUCUCACACCUCUGGAUGUGCUGUCCUUUUUGGAGGAUACCACAAGCAAACAGAACCCUGGAUGUUCCAUCCUUGAGUUAACAUCUACCAAGGGCCAUCUCCAGGAGGCACCUAUAGCCCCAAACAGGAACAGGAACAGCAGAAGGCUAUGGAAGUGGGUGAGGAGACAUAUUAUUCACCCAUUCAGGAGGUUUCUCUGCUUCCCCACUCGAAGUAGAAGACACAGAACAUCCAGGAUUGAUCAUUGGGCCCAGGCCCGUGGUUCCUAAACCACAGGCCUGUGUUCGGCCUGGUACAGCAGAACUGCUGCAGGGGGAACCAGGCCAGAAGAGGCAGUGUAUACAACCUUUUGUUACCUGUCAGAUACCUCCCCCAACCAGGACUCCAUCUCUGUAACCCCAUCUCCUACAGAGUGUGAGUAAUUAGCUCUCUACUCAUUGACAUCAUUGUUCCCAAUGCACUAAUGCAUGGACAGAGAAGUCAUACACAUAAACUUCCUGCUAUGAAGAGACAGCCAUCCUGACUCUGCAGUCCAGGUGUGUCUAUCACAGAGCAUGCAUUGACUGAAAUCUAUGAAGAACAGCAGAAUAAACCCUUUCCAGUUGCCUGGCUUGGAGUACCAUAGGACACUGGCUCUUAGCUUGUUGUAGGAGGCCUGCCCACAAUGCCUCUGUGCUGUGAACUUUGUGUGUUCAUUUAUGCCCUGAUGUGAAAACUCAAAACAUAUGAAGAAACUGGGGCAGUGUAACAAUUUCCAUACUUUAGCCAUGAUUUAUCAGGCCUAACAUGUAAAUUCCUUUAUGUUAUUAAA
This is a messenger RNA of Mus caroli (Ryukyu mouse), 1580 nucleotides long. RefSeq lists its product as uncharacterized. Lineage: Eukaryota; Metazoa; Chordata; Mammalia; Rodentia; Muridae. The record is from RefSeq and is a predicted model, not a curated record.